Molecule: messenger RNA, 2226 nt
Organism: Chelmon rostratus (copperband butterflyfish)
Lineage: Eukaryota; Metazoa; Chordata; Actinopteri; Chaetodontiformes; Chaetodontidae
Gene: samd7
Product: sterile alpha motif domain containing 7
Exons: 9
Coding region: 226-1800 (524 amino acids)
Molecular function (GO): protein binding
Source: RefSeq, a predicted model, not a curated record
CUGGCAGCAGACUGCGCUCACACCAGUUGGCUGGUUAUUAGUGGGAGGCCGUUUAGUUGGAAGUGAAAGAGGGACAGUGGAGAGACAGGUUCUGUGAGCGCUCCAAAGGUUUUUCCUUUACCUUUUUGACUCGUGCUUUUAUCUGAAUUGGGACAAAACCAGUUCCAAGCUCUGCUCACUGGUGUGAACUUGAAGCAUUCAGGUGGAGGUCAAAGGUUGUGUGUCAUGACCCCACGGGAGCAGCUGAGGAAGAUGACAGCGCUGGGAGAGCAGGGGGCUUUGGAUGAGAAGCACUGGUACCGUCUGGUCAAUGGCAUGUCAGCUGGAGAGCUGAGGCAGAGGCAAGAGUUGAUAAUGAGGAACCAGAUGGCCAUGGCACCGCAGAUCCUCGCCCAGGGGCAGCAGAGGUUGCAGGGGGUCCCAGCACAGUUCGAACCUCGCUUCAUGGAGAGGGAGCUGGUUCCUCCCACGGAGUUGGUACCGUCCGAUGCCAGACAGAUGCACAUGGGACCUCACCUGGGUCCGCCUCUACCUCCGCAUGCCAACGUCCUGCCUGGAAGAGCUUUCCACGGAGCAGCUGGCUAUGGUUUCUUGCCCUCAGAGCCCAUGGAAACAGUUGCCCGGCGACAGGAGCUCAUUCACAAGCAAAAUAUAGCCAGAAUGGAGAUGAAUGCCAUCCUGCAUCAGAAGGAGCUGGAGAACGCCCACCAGAAGGGACUCAUGGGAAUUGAUAAUCCCAUGUCUUACCCUUCCAACCCGAUGGCUUUCAGAGGCCGCCAGCGCAUGCCAGACGGCCACGAUGUCUUCGUCCAUCGUCCCACCCUGGACGAACUGCACUCCAACAGCAUACUCAUGUCAGCCAGCCCUUACCCACCAAUCAGCACGCUGCACAGAGAGAGGGGGCGCAGGGCCGGAAGGAGGCCCACCGCUCACAAGAGCGCUGAGAGCCAUGUGGCAAACCUGAAGGGCCAGACUGAAGAUAAAAGCGUAGAGCAGAGCCCGGGAGCCACAUCGGGGGAGGAGAAAGAGGUGGAAGUAAAGGGGGACAUGGGUGAGGAGUGUGCCACCAGCAAGACGAUUCACCAAGCAAAGAUAGACUCUGAGCUCGCCACCGGAAGCAGGAAGAACUACAAAGAGGCGGAGCCAGGCCUGCGUAAAGCCUGCGUGAACAGUCAAGAUGGGUGCUCAGAUGUGGCCAACAGCAGCACCAAUGAUAAAGACAUAUCCAGCCAAUGUUCAGCUUUCCAGGAGAAAUUCAUGUAUCCCUCCGCUGGUGGAGCGCUAACAGGCAUGCCUUACAUGUUCCCUGUCCCUGGAAAUGGCUUCCUUCCACCUGGUCCACCCAGUCUCUUCCUAAAUGGUGAUGAAGUGUCUGAGGACAUCAGGAAGUGGACAGUGAAUGAUGUUUACAACUUCAUUAACAGCAUACCCACAUGUUCAGAAUAUGCUCAGAUGUUCAAGGACCACAUGAUCGAUGGGGAGACACUGCCUCUCCUGUCAGAGGAGCAUCUACUGGACACACUGGGGCUCAAGCUUGGACCAGCUCUGAAGAUCCGUUCACAGGUGUCCAGGCGUCUUGGCAACAUGUUGUACAUGAUGAACCUUCCGCUCUCCACCGCCACCCUGCAGGCCACCCCCGAGAAGGCAGGGGACCGCUCACCAGAGAUCUGCUCCCCUGUUAACUGCAACAGUGAGGAGAUGAUGGCGAGUCCAAGAGACCCCGAUGUCCUCAAAUCUACAGAGCACCUUCACGAGACAGAAAACAACUCCCCUCCAUCUGCCAGCAGUGAGACGGCCUGAUCAGUUCUGAUAAUGUGGACAGAUGCACACCUAACAAGGCCCAGUCUGCACCUACACUACAGCAUGGCACUACCUGAACUCCUGCAGCCACCAGUGGAUUUGUUUACAUAAUGAUUAACUGGACUGAAGAUGCUUUUUUACUACCAUUUGCUACCUGGGCUUUUAAUGCACGGGCCCACACUAGGCCCAGCUGUCUGCUAAAUAUUUGUGUUGUACAUAUAUAUUUACAUAUAUUUUUGACAACUGUGGAGUGAAAUUGAUGUGGAUUUUGACAAUAAGAAGGUUGAAUUUAAGUAUUCUUUUCUUAUUUUUCAUUACAGGCCUUAGUGUCUAAAUGUCUGAUUGUACCUUUAAACGUACUUAUUUUUUUUAAGAUGCUAAAUGUCAUUGUCUCCAGUAGGUAAGCAUAAGGACCAUAGAAAUAAU